Cucumis melo (muskmelon) is the source of this 3027-nucleotide messenger RNA. Its product is annotated as G-type lectin S-receptor-like serine/threonine-protein kinase SD2-5. Gene Ontology annotation, molecular function: protein serine/threonine kinase activity; ATP binding. Gene Ontology annotation, biological process: protein phosphorylation. Bases 394 to 2856 code for a protein of 820 amino acids. The record is from RefSeq and is a predicted model, not a curated record. Lineage: Eukaryota; Viridiplantae; Streptophyta; Magnoliopsida; Cucurbitales; Cucurbitaceae. The transcript has a single exon.
UGAGGUUGAGUUAGUUGACAUCUUUGAACACCCACCACUACUAUCCUACUUUGCAUUUAUUAUUCCCAUUUUUCUUACCCACAUUCCGACGAAAUUACCAACGCCAUCAUUCAUUCUAAUCAAAUCCUUUACCUCCUCCUCUUUCUCUGUGUUCUUCCCUUCUAUUACAGACUUGGAAUUUGUUUUUAUGGAUUUACCUUUCUUUUUACUUACCAAUUCCUCGCGGUUUGAUCGCCGCUACCAGUUUUUUGGUUUCCCUGUCCCCCACUUUCUAACAUUUCUAAACCAUCUUUCUUCAACUUCACCCUUUCAGAUCGCUUCUUAUUUUUGAUUUUUUGGGUUUCUUCUUAUUUAUCUUCUUUUGUUUUGUGUGGUUCUCUGCUAAAAAGGGUGAUGGGAACGAGCGGAUUUCGUGGUUAUUUGCUGCUCAUUAUAUGGGUUUCUCUUCUUCUGCGGUUUAGACCUUGCGCCGCUGGUUUUCAGAGCGUUGGGCAGAUUUCUCCUGGGCUUCAAGGAACUCAAAUGAAUUGGGUCGAUCACGAUGGGGUGUUUCUUCGAUCUAAUAACUCUGAAUUUGGAUUUGGAUUCACUAAUCAACAGGAUGUAACGCAGUAUUAUCUAGCGAUUAUUCACUUGAGUAGCAGGAGUAUUGUCUGGACUGCGAAUCAGGCCUCGCCGGUUACGACUUCGGAUAAAUUUUUGUUUGAUGAGAACGGUAAUGUAGUUUUAUAUCAUGAGAGCAAUGUGGUUUGGUCUACGAACACUGCGAAUAAAGGAGUUUCUGCUCUUGCGUUGAGGGAUUCGGGAAAUUUGGUUUUGUUUGGGAGUGAUAAUGCAGUAAUUUGGGAAAGUUUUGGCCAUCCGACUGAUACACUUUUGUCGAAUCAAGGUUUUGUUGAGGGAAUGAGACUUGUAAGUAAGCCUGAUUCCAAUAAUUUGACGUAUUUUCUGGAAUUAAAAUCUGGGGAUAUGGUUUUGUAUUCAGGAUUCAAAACUCCACAACCGUAUUGGUCAAUGAGUAGAGAGAAUCGCAAAACGAUUAACAAAGAUGGUGGGUCUGUAAUCUCUGCAACUCUAACAGCAAACUCGUGGAAUUUCCAUGGCGAAAAUGAUGUUUUACUCUGGCAAUUUGCUUUCUCAACUAAUACUGAUUCAAACGCUACAUGGACUGCGGUUCUGGGUAACGAUGGAUUUAUCUCCUUUUACAAGCUUCAAGAUGGUGGGUCUGGAGAUGCUUCGUCCAUUCGAAUUCCUGAAGAUCCUUGUGGAACACCAGAGCCAUGUGGGACUAAUUUUAUCUGUUACAGUGAAAAAAAAUGCCUCUGUCCUUCAAUUCUUGGCUCCCGUCCAAAUUGCCAAACUGGGAUUACUUCGCCGUGUGAUCAAUCUGCUGGACCUGUUGAGCUUGUGGAGUCUCAGGAUAAGAUUGGUUAUUUUGCACUUCAAUUCAUGCAGCCCUCUUCGAAAACAGAUUUGGAGAAUUGCAAAUCCUCUUGCAGAAGUAACUGUUCUUGUAUUGCUCUGUUUUUCCAAGCGAGUACAGGGGGUUGUUUCUUGUUUGAUGAGAUUGGUGGGUUUCUAAAUUCGAAAAAUUCCGAAGUCGUUUCGUACGUAAAACUGUUGAAAAACGGAGAAAACGGUGAAAACAAUGGCGCAAAUGGAAAUGGUGGAAAGAACUCAAUCCCUGCGAUUCUGGGUAUUGCUUUUUCCACUGUGAUUGUCAUUUGUGUUCUGAUUUACGUCGGAUUUCGAUACGUUAGAAAGAAGAAAGAACCUCCAGAACCUGCUCAAGAGAGUUCAGAAGAAGAGAAUUUCUUAGAGGGGCUUUCGGGAGCUCCAAUUCGUUACAGUUACAACGAUCUUCAAACUGCCACGGAUAAUUUCUCGGUGAAACUCGGACAAGGUGGGUUCGGUUCAGUUUACAAAGGAUUUCUACCAGACGGCACUCGCUUGGCCGUGAAGAAACUAGAGGGAAUUGGGCAAGGAAAAAAGGAAUUUAGAGCUGAAGUGGGCAUUAUUGGUAGCAUCCAUCACAUCCAUUUAGUCAGAUUAAAGGGAUUUUGUGCAGAAGGAACUCACCGUCUUCUUGCUUACGAGUUCAUGGCUAAUGGGUCAUUAGACAAAUGGAUUUUCAAGAAAAACAGAGCAGAUUUGUCGCUAGACUGGGAUACGAGAUUCAACAUAGCAGUAGGAACCGCAAAGGGAUUAGCAUAUCUUCACGAAGACUGUGAUGCUAAAAUCGUCCACUGCGACAUAAAGCCCGAAAACGUACUAUUAGACGACAAUUUCCAAGCCAAAGUCUCGGAUUUCGGGCUAGCAAAGCUAAUGAACCGAGAACAGAGCCAUGUGUUCACCACACUCAGAGGAACCAGAGGUUAUCUCGCUCCGGAAUGGAUCACAAACUACGCCAUUUCCGAGAAAAGUGACGUGUACAGCUACGGAAUGGUUCUACUAGAAAUUAUUGGUGGAAGAAAGAACUACGAUCCGACAGAAAGCUCAGAGAAAUCCCAUUUCCCAACUUACGCUUUCAAGAUGAUGGAAGAAGGAAGAAUGAAGGCCAUUCUUGAUGCUAAGUUGAACAUAAAGGAAAACGACGAGAGGAUCUUCAUAGCCAUUAAGGUGGCGCUGUGGUGCGUGCAGGAGGAUAUGCAUCAAAGGCCGCCCAUGGCUAAAGUGGUGCAAAUGCUAGAAGGGGUCUGCCCUGUGCCAAUGCCGCCAAUUUGCUCGCCGUUGGGUUCUCGACUGGUUGCUGCAGGGUUCUUGAAAUCUAGCAGUGAGGAAUGGACUUCAUCAGGGCCAUCCGAUUGCAAUAGCGAUGCGUAUCUUUCAUCGGUGCAGCUAUCUGGGCCAAGAUAGAUAGCCAUUAAAUUGUAUAAACUUGCACAUUUUUUUAGGAGUUUAGAACGUUGUAAAUUUUCGGAUUGCUGCAGUUUUGUAAACCGGCUUUUGUGUACACAAUUUUCUCAACAGCUUUAUGAAGAUUGUUCAACCUUCAUUUAUAGUUUAAAUGGUACAACAAGUUAUUUA